AUGCGUUUUAAACACAUCCUUAUCCUGGCCGCACUCAAUCGCCUGGCUUUAUCGGUCCCAAUUGAACCAGAGCCGCAGCCAUCUUCAAUCACCAGCGCACCACCCACUUCUACGACUGAUGCCAACAAAGCCGCACCUCUUGUCGAUGGCAACUUACCAGCUCCAGCAUGUGCCGGAACACCAGAGAACUGCAAUCAAGAACUCGCAAAACCAGCAGAUGUUCCCUGUGAAGGAAAUGUCGAGGAGUGUGGCAAUUUAGAUGGUAACGUCGUUGAGACGAUUCCCAAAGUCGGGCCCGAGGAAGCACCAGGCUGUGGAGCAGACAUUCCAAUAGAAGAUCUACCAAUUGCACCGGGAGAAGUCCUGCUUCUCAGCUUGUCGUUGGACGAACUGAAAGCCCAAGUCAAACUCCAACCAGAGGUUUUUAAAAAGGCAACCACGCCGGCCCCAGGAUCCGUACUCCCUUUGAUCAUCAUGGAAUCUACCAAGGAAAACCUACAAGCGGUCGGAAUCAACAUGACAAAAGCCCAGAUCAAAGAAGACGAGCAAAAGAAUCCAGAUGCGUAUAUGUAUGGACCGCCUAUUGCGAUCGAACUAGCCGAAGCAGCAAAGACAUUGACGUUCCAACUUGACAUCUACCAAACCGUGGAUGCGGCACCAGAACCCACACCCGCCGUACCAGGCGGAGGUCCAGUUCCUGCGGAGGCCACACCGGCUGUGAUGCCCGCAGACAGUCCAUAUUCAACGGGGGAUCCUAAAUUGGACGAUUUGUACGCACAAUCGGAUAAGAUCAUGGAUCAGAUCAACAAGUACCAAGAUGAGAGACAGGGGAAAAUGGAUAACCAAGCGUUGGAGGUGAUAAAGCAAGCUCAAGGCGGUGGAGGGGCUCCAACGCCUGGAGGUGCACCCGUUCCGGGGGACAAGAAACCGGGUGAGAAUGGAACGCCUGCGCCUGAAGACGGAAAGCCAAAGGAAGGUGAUCAAGCGAAGCCUUCAAGUAGCACGGCGCCUGUACCUGCUCCAUCUGCGCCGCCGGCUAUGGCGGGACAACCACCAGCUCCUCCAGCAAUGAAAGCCAGAGAGGUCAAAGAGAAUCUGCUAGGGAGAGAUGGACCGCAUGUUCAUCAUGCUACGCCGAAGCUUAGAGUAAGAGAGGCACAGCCGAAAUCGGCGGUUAGAGCUAGGGGGCUCAAUGAUAAAUUGUUGGGGAGGAGUGGGUAUGGACAUGUUCAUCAUGCUAGUGGGAGGAAGGCGUGA
Molecule: messenger RNA, 1257 nt
Organism: Glarea lozoyensis ATCC 20868
Lineage: Eukaryota; Fungi; Ascomycota; Leotiomycetes; Helotiales; Helotiaceae
Exons: 1
Coding region: 1-1257 (418 amino acids)
Source: RefSeq, a predicted model, not a curated record